This is a messenger RNA of Limulus polyphemus (Atlantic horseshoe crab), 4454 nucleotides long. RefSeq names its product phosphoribosylformylglycinamidine synthase-like (gene Pfas). Gene Ontology annotation, molecular function: phosphoribosylformylglycinamidine synthase activity. Gene Ontology annotation, biological process: 'de novo' IMP biosynthetic process. The transcript is spliced from 23 exons. Lineage: Eukaryota; Metazoa; Arthropoda; Merostomata; Xiphosura; Limulidae. The record is from RefSeq and is a predicted model, not a curated record. Bases 281 to 4252 code for a protein of 1323 amino acids.
UCGGAUAAUCAAGCAAAGCCAGCCGUCUCAAAUUCUGAACUGAUAGAUUACAGGAAAAGUAGCUAGUCAAUAUUGCCCACGGCUCCAAAGUGCAGAGCGUGAGGUUUUUUUAGGAGUGGAUGAACCGAAACGCAAACAAAGGACCUUAGGAUCAUAGCCCGCACUGCUACCAUAAGGUCAUUUCCGGUUCCUGCAGUUGUUAAAUGUACGAAGUAGUACUGACUACUGAGGAUAUCAUCGGAGUUCUCAGCCAUGAUGCUCCUUUGUCUUUAAUCUUGUAAUGGCAGUCGUAUGUUUAUAUCAACACCCAGCUCUAAGUGUUGGAAGGACAAGACAAAUCCUAUGUUGCCUCCAACAGCAGAAGACACAAGCUGUUGUCACAAGCCUUCAAACAGAAUAUUGUUACUAUGUGCAACUAAAAAUAGGAUGUGAUAAAUUAAAUGCUGAUCAACAGUCUCAACUUUUUUGGCUUCUUAACCCAGGCUUUGGUUCUAGUGUGUUCACUGAACCUAAACUUUCUGAUAGAGAGCCAAAUACCAUUUUGAUAGAAAUUGGCCCUAGGCUGAACUUCUCAACUCCCUUCUCAACAAAUGCUGUUUCUAUAUGCCAUGCUGUUGGAUUAACCAGUGUUGUAAGGAUUGAACGAUCCAUCCAAUACCUCAUUUCCUUUCAACCGUUAGCAGACUGUUAUCUAUCAGCAGAAGAUACAAAACAGAUAUGUGAUGUAUUGCAUGAUCGCAUGACAGAAUGUAGAUAUUUAGAGCCAGUCAGUAGUUUUGACAUGAAAGUGACUCCACAUCCAUGGACUGAAGUCAAUGUUCUUGAGAAAGGACAAAAGGCUCUGGAAGAAACUAAUCAAGAGUUAGGUCUUGGUUUUGAUGACUGGGAUUUAAAUCAUUACACAAGUCUUUUUCGUGACCAUAUGAAAAGGAACCCAACUACAGUAGAAUGUUUUGAUCUUGCUCAGUCUAACAGUGAGCACAGCCGACAUUGGUUCUUUAAAGGACAACUAGUUAUCAAUGGACAUAUGAUAGAAAAGUCACUGAUUGAUACAGUGAUGGAAACUCAGCUAUCUAGCAAUGAUAAUAAUAUCAUCAAGUUUUCAGAUAAUAGCAGUGCUAUUUUAGGUUACGAAGUUACAGAAUUGUUUCCUUCUGAUACCACUGAAUCCAGUGUCUUUCAAACCAGGUCUGAAAAACAACAUAUCAUUUUUACAGCAGAAACUCAUAACUUUCCUACAGGAGUUGCUCCAUUCAGUGGAGCGGCUACUGGCACUGGUGGCAGAAUAAGAGAUGUUCAUGCUGCAGGACGAGGUGCACAUGUUAUUGCUGGAACAGCUUCAUAUUGUUUUGGAAAUCUCAAUAUUCCUGGCUACAAACUUCCCUGGGAAGAUGAAACAUUUGAAUAUCCUAGAAACUUUGCCCUGCCUGUGGAAAUAAUUGUUGAAGCUAGUAAUGGAGCAUCAGAUUAUGGUAACAAGUUUGGGGAACCUGUUUUGUUGGGUUUUGCAAGGUCUUUUGGAAUGAAACUUCCUGAUGGUCAUCGAAGGGAGUGGGUGAAACCUAUCAUGUUUUCUGGUGGUAUUGGAAGUAUUAAUGAAAAGUGUGUCCAAAAAUUGGUUGCAGAAAAAGGUAUGACUGUGGUCAAAAUUGGUGGUCCAGUUUAUAGGAUUGGUGUUGGUGGUGGUGCAGCAUCUUCCAUCCAUGUUCAAGGAGAUCAAAAAGCAGAACUGGACUUUGGUGCUGUGCAGCGAGGAGAUGCAGAGAUGGAACAGAAAUUAAAUCGUGUCAUCAGAGCAUGCAUUGAAAGACAUGAGAAAAACCCUAUACUUAGCAUUCACGAUCAAGGUGCUGGAGGAAAUGGAAAUGUUUUGAAAGAAAUUGUGGAACCAGCUGGUGCUAUUAUCCAUGUGUCACAGUUUCAGCUUGGUGAUCCCACGAUAAACACUUUGGAACUAUGGGGAGCAGAAUAUCAGGAGAGUGAUGCUAUUUUAAUAAAUAACAGAGAACAAAAGAUACUAGUGAAGAUUGGAUGUCGAGAAAAAUGCCCUGUGAGCUUUGUAGGAGAAGUCACAGGAGAUGGUCGAAUUGUUUUGUCUGAAACAUCUUGUGAUAAUAAAGUAGGAAGGCAACCAGUUGAUUUGGAUUUAGAGUUAGUGUUGGGGAAGAUGCCAAGAAAGGUGUACCAUGAUAAAAAAAUGACACUACUCUGUCAUCCACUUACUUUACCUGAGAACCUAACUGUCCGACUAGGUCUGGAACGGGUUUUACGGCUCCCUUCUGUGGCCAGUAAGAGAUACCUAACAAACAAGGUUGAUCGAAGUGUGACUGGAUUGGUAGCUCAACAACAGUGUGUUGGACCACUUCAUACUCCAUUGGCUGAUGUAGCUGUUGUAGCAUUAUCCUACUUUGAUUUAGUUGGUGGAGCUACUUCGAUAGGAGAACAACCAAUCAAAGGGCUUAUAAAUCCAGCAGUUGGUGCAAGAAUGUCUGUAACAGAAGCAGUCACAAACUUAAUGUUUGCUAGGAUUACAUCACUUCAAGAUGUGAAAUGUAGUGCCAAUUGGAUGUGGGCUGCUAAACUCCCAGGAGAAGGUGCUGCUUUAUAUGAAGCAUGCCAAGCCAUGUGUGAAACAAUGUCAACAUUAGGAAUUGCUGUAGAUGGAGGAAAAGAUUCACUGAGCAUGGCAGCGAGACUAGGCUCUGAAACUAUCAAAGCACCAGGAUCUAUUGUAAUCUCUGCAUAUGCUCCAUGUCCUGAUAUUACUGCCACUGUGACACCAGAUCUCAAAUGUCCUGAUGGAUGUGGAUAUCUUGUAUACAUCAACUUGUCUGGAAGAAAAAGUCGCCUGGGAGGAACAGCUCUGGCACAAUGUUUCAAUCAAUUAGGAGAAGAAGUUGCAGAUUUGGAAAGUCCACAAAUGUUAAGAGAUGGUUUUUCUGUCACGCAAGAUCUUAUCAAAGAUGCUAUGCUUACAGCAGGCCAUGAUAUUAGUGAUGGGGGACUCAUCACAUGUUUGUUAGAGAUGGCCUUUGCUGGCAAUUGUGGUAUUAAGGUGGAUAUCAAGAAUAUCUCUCUGUCACCAGUUUCUUUCUUGUUUGGAGAAGAAGCUGGUUGGAUAAUAGAAACUCGACGCUCAGAUCUAAGUCAUGUUCUUGAAGCUUACCAGUCUAAGGGCAUUCCUUGUGUAGUAGUUGGUCAAUCACAAGGUUUUGGACCAGCAACUGAGGUAUCAUUUUCUGUGAAUGGAAUUAAAAUAUUUCAAGACAAGAUGACAUUGCUCCGAGAUAUUUGGGAGGAAACCAGUUUUCAGCUGGAACUGAGGCAGACAAAUCCAGACUGUGUGAAUCAAGAGAAGACUGGGUUAGCUACAAGGACCUGCCCACCAUACAAAAAAACGUUUGAACCUGUUCAAAGAACACCAUAUGAAAUAUUAUCAAAACCUCAAGUAGCAGUUAUUCGGGAAGAAGGUACUAAUGGAGAUCGUGAGAUGGUAGCAGCUCUACAUAUGGUUGGAUUUGAUGUAUGGGAUGUAACCAUGACAGAUCUACUAAGAGGUGAUAUCUCUCUAAACAAGUUUCGUGGGUUGGUUUUUCCAGGUGGUUUUAGCUUUGCAGAUGUUCUUGGAUCAGCUAAAGGGUGGGCAGGAAGCCUUAUAUUUCAUAAGGAGCUCAACAGUCAGUUUACAGCUUUUUACAGCCGACAUGAUACAUUUAGCCUUGGAAUAUGUAAUGGCUGCCAGUUGAUGGCUUGGUUGGGAUGGAUCUGUCCAACUAAGGAUGAAAAUGAAAAAACUAUAGGAGGAACCCUUCUGACUCAUAAUCUCUCAGAGCGGUUUGAGUCCCGUUUUGUAACUGUUCGGAUUGAGGAAAGCUCGAGUAUCAUGCUGAAAGGAAUGGAAGGAUCUGUGUUGGGGGUAUGGGUUGCUCAUGGUGAAGGACGAUUCAUCUUUAAAGAAGAUAGUAUCUCUGCUGAUAUAGAAGCCAAUAAUUUAGUAGCUGUGAGAUAUGUAGAUGAUUAUGGACAACCAACAACACAGUAUCCACUAAACCCCAAUGGGAGUGAAAGAGGGAUAGCUGGACUGUGUUCUCAUGAUGGUCGUCAUCUUGCCAUGAUGCCCCAUCCUGAACGUUGUAUCUUUCCUUGGCAAUGGGCCUGGAUGCCAGAAGAUUGGAGGAACAUUAAAGUUUCUCCAUGGUUAAGAAUGUUUCAGAAUGCUUUUGACUGGUGUGUGGAUAAUUCAAUCUUCUGAGUAGUUUACAAAUUUGUUAAAUGUUUAUAUAUACUACUGUUACUUUCAUACUUUGAUAUUUCUUACUUUUGUCACUUUUUAAACAAAAAAGUGUAUUAACAUGCAAUAUGGAUUAACACUGUCCCAGUCGUAUAUAGUUUCUGCAUAAUUUCUGUGCAUUAUUGUACUUCUUACCACACAAAAAUAAAUACUUGAAGCUUAA